CAAGCCCACCGGGCUCUUUCGGCUUCGGCCGAGAGAUACAUCAAUGCAAUCAGCCGACGCCCUCAAUUCAUUCUUGUUUGGUUGGCGGUUGGCGGAUGCGCACACACUACACCGUUUGACCUCUGCCCGUCUCUUCUUCCCUACCACGCCACGCCACCCUUACACACGCACCAGCACCGCUCUAGGCCGCACGCCGCAGGCCGCAUCAGCUUGAGCGUCUAGGACUAGGAAGAGGUAGCAGCGUUCGAUGGCCGGCGACGACUGCGACAGCAGCAAGCCAAAGCCUCCGCCGCCAGCGGCGGAGGGUGCGGGCGAGGUCGUCGAAGGCCCCGUGGCUGCGGACAAGGCGCUGCACGCGCUGGGCUUCGAGUUCACCCGCAUCGGCGCGCGCGAGGUCGCCGGCCGCCUCCCCGUCACAGACACCUGCUGCCAGCCGUUCGGGGUGCUGAAUGGCGGCGUGUCGGCGCUGGUGGCCGAGUCCACGGCCAGCGUCGGCGCGUUUAUGGCGUCCGGGUACCGGCGGGUGGCCGGCGUGCAGCUGUCCAUCAACCACCUCCGCCCCGCUCGCCUCGGCGACGUCGUCCGGGCGCAGGCCGUCCCCGUCCAGCUCGGCCGCAGCAUCCAGCUUGUUCUGCUGGCAGGUGUGGGAGGUCCAGAUAUGGCGAGCGGACCCUUCCACAGGGGAGUGCAGAGAUCUGGUGUCAACAGCCAGAGUUACCAUGCUGAUAAUAACCAACCCAUCAAAACCAGAGGAGAUGUCGACUCACAAAGCAAGCAUCAAGAAAUACGCAAAGCUGUAGAGAGAGAGAGAGAGAGAGAGAGAGAGAGAGGACUACAAUUUACAUUACUAUUAUAUAUGAAAUAAAACCAACCGCUUUCACCUGUUUACACCUCCCAGUACUAGGAACACUAAACCAACAUCAUCUCCAGACAUUUCACUCUCCAACUAAUCGAUGCUCAAAGACGAACGAAGGACAUGUGUGUCGUUUCUUUUUGACAAUUGUGUCAGUGCCUCUGUUUUAGAGUAAAACUAUAGAUUAUUACCCUGUUUUUUAGACUUUGCAUUUUUGUCCCUAUUUUUUUUUUAAAUAAAACUGCUGUAUACCAUUAUUUCGUCAGUUAUACUUAAUGGUGUUAAGUGGGUGUUUGUCACUGCUCUGGGUUUCAACUUGAGCGUGAAGAUGAUAUGUUUGCAAUA
Messenger RNA from Zea mays, 1198 nucleotides. Its product is annotated as 14-dihydroxy-2-naphthoyl-CoA thioesterase 1. Gene Ontology annotation, molecular function: 1,4-dihydroxy-2-naphthoyl-CoA thioesterase activity. The record is from RefSeq and is a predicted model, not a curated record. The coding region runs from base 248 to 865 and encodes 205 amino acids. Gene Ontology annotation, cellular component: peroxisome. Lineage: Eukaryota; Viridiplantae; Streptophyta; Magnoliopsida; Poales; Poaceae. Gene Ontology annotation, biological process: phylloquinone biosynthetic process. The transcript is spliced from 2 exons.